AUGUCCUCGCCUCUUCGGCCGCCAGGGAUCGCUCCUCCGGCCGCACCCGCUCGCCAUCGCUGCCGCAUCGCCACGCCACACCAUCUGCACCGGAACCGAUGCCUCGCCGCCGCCGUCUCCGCCGUCGCAACCACCACGCCAGAUUUGAAACGUAUCAGCCUGCUCAUAAUUUUUCCCCUCACGGGAAGCCUAAUAUUGAAUCUCGUUCUGUUCAUCCGUGUCUUGGCAGUGAGGCCAAGGGGACCGUCUCCAGCCCUUCCUACUUGCCCAGAGGUCUUCUGUCCAAACGGCUGGGUUGGGUACCAAGGGAAAUGCUACUAUUUUGCAAAGGCUGAAGGAAACUGGACUUCUAGCAAGAUGCACUGCUGUUCUCUCAAUGCUACUUUGGCUGUGGUUGAUUCCCAAGAAGAGAUGGACUUUAUGAUGCGUUACAAAGGUCCUGCUGACCACUGGGUUGGUCUCCACAGAAAUCAAAGUCAGCCCUGGAAGUGGAUCAAUGGCACCAUUUUCAGUGAGUGGUUUACAAUUCUUGGAGGAGGAAGCUGUGCGUAUAUGAACCAACAAGGUAUUGCCAGCUCCAGCUGCUCAAGAGAAGAACCGUGGAUCUGCAGUAAACCAGUUGCGAGGUGA
Molecule: messenger RNA, 630 nt
Organism: Gekko japonicus
Lineage: Eukaryota; Metazoa; Chordata; Lepidosauria; Squamata; Gekkonidae
Product: C-type lectin domain family 2 member D-like
Exons: 5
Coding region: 1-630 (209 amino acids)
Source: RefSeq, a predicted model, not a curated record